UGAAAAGCCACAAAGUACCUACAUACCUAGUCAACGUUACAUUUGUAUUAUUUAAAUUCUAAAUGAAUUAUCCUUAUUUUGAGUUACUUGUGCCAUAACAAAGAAUGACAUCUGACGAUAACAUUAUGUCGAGACACAAUUUCAAAUGUGAAGAAUCAAUAAGUUCCUUAAACGUAAAAUACAACCAAUGUAAUUCCAUGUUAGUCUUUUGGAACAAAAAUCAAAUAUUUAUUUACGAUAAUUUAAAGUUUCCAAAUCCAAAUUACUCUAAAUAUAUUUUACCGCAAUAUCAUAUACACGACUUGUUAGUCUACAACAAUUACAUCGUCUGUUUGGAUAUAAACGGAAGCGUCCACAUAAUAUCUCUGAAAUUCAAGAAUACAAAUGUAUUAAUCAGAAAUAUGUUUUCACCGUUAGAACAGAAUAUCAUAGCAAUAUGUAAUUUUACUCCUGAGACUAUAUUGUUUCUAAAACAAAAUUCUGAUAACUGUUUACUAUCUAUUCAUAAAGUAAAUUCUGAACUACAACCAGAGAAAAAAAUACUUCUUUCUGUCUCUACAGAGAAUUUUUGCACAAAAAACAUUCAGACGAAAUGUAUUUUAAAGACAUGCGGAUUAAGCUUAAAUAACUUCAAUGAAAUAAAAAGUUUAUUUCAUUCCAAUGAAAACACAUUAUACAACAAUCACAAUUUACUAUUGAUAACGUUUGAUAGAAUGACAAUAUAUGGAGCUGUUUUUAAUAAUCAAACUGAACAGAUUUCACUACAAAAAAUUUACUCGUGUCCAUCGUUAAUAUGUAAUAUUGAAAUAAACCAAAAUGAUUUACAGAUAGUUGUUGCAUUAAAUAUAGGCACUAUCAUAAAAUUUUACCUGAACACCGAGGAGCAUAAUAAAAUUCAUUUGAACACUGCUAUACAUAAAAUGACUGUAAUGAAAGACACACUAAUAUAUACAGAUGGUUUAACAAUGUGGAGAGCCAAUUUAAACAAUGAUGGAAAGUUUAAAAGAUAUUUUGCAAGACAAGUUUACGAUUUUGUAAUAAUUGGUGAUCAGAUUAUAUGUACAUCUUUUAUGAAUAUAAUAUACAGUUUCUCGGUUGAAGAUUAUAAACACAAUCAUCAUUAUGAUGAAAGUCAUAUUCUGGCUGACAUCAUAUUGAGUAAUUCAGAAUGUCUGAAUCAGAUUUUUGAGGAAAUUGAAAACAAUAGCAAGAUUGCUAAGAAAAUUAAAGAAGAGGAAACAUACAUAAGUUGCAUAGCAUUGGCCAACAGACUGGACAUAAUGAAUGAAGUUUUCCAAACUAAUAUUAACGUAUACACAAAUUAUGAUGAAGUUCAAAAAGCACAUUCCGACAUGAUUCUAACAGAGAAAUUGAAAGAAUAUUUUGAAAUAGACACAAUAUUACUCUCUGUAGAAUUAUCUACAACAACAGUGCACCAUACAAUAAAAAAUAUACUUACAAAUUUAGUUGAAAAUUUAAGAAUCUAUACCACUUUAUCAUUUGGCAAUAAAUUUUUGAAGACUGUUACUAUAAAAGUGAGAGAGUAUUUGAAGACGGUAAAGUAUUUGAUACCACUUAAGUCAAAAUUAAACAGAGUUAAUGUUAAUAUCAAAUUGGUAGUGAAGUUACCAGGAGUCCAUGACAAAAGAGAUUGUGUUUAUACAGUUUUGUAUACAAAGAAUGUUUUGUUAACUGCAGAACAUUUUAUAAAAAUUCACAAAGAUUCUAGAACAAUAUGUUUGAAGCAACCAAAUAAAACAUUGCAGAAAUUAGUACAAGAAUCAUCUGAGCUUUUACAUGGAAAUCUUUUUAAUAUCCACACUGCUAAUUUUAUAGACAAUCAUUAUUCUUUCUAUGUAAAAUUACCCAAUGAUUACAAAGAAAUAUUUAAAAACGAAACAUAUUGUAAAAAUAAGGUACAAAAGGAAACAUAUGAAUAUUUAAGUAGUCAAUAUAAUAGUGAUGAGUUUUUAAAAUCUAAGAGUAAAUUAAAUCUUGAAAUUGGCGAUUCCAAAAUUGUUGUUGAAGUUGUAAAUGAUGGUUUCUCAGAACCUUUACUAAAAAUUAGUGGAGGUAAUAUGAGUAUAGGAUAUGAUAUAAGGAAUUUUUUUGCUAAAAUACUCUACGAUGAGAACAGCUCUAUAAAACAUGAAGUGAAUCAUACUUUUUAUACUACAGUUGAGAAUUUACAGAAAACCAUUAAAAAUUACAUCUUUGGUUCGUUUGAAGAUUUCACGUUAGUGUUUGAGCAAUUCGAAAGAAACAUUAUCGGAGGUCUACCAUUCUGAUUCCUAAAUUGCUAAUUAAAACGAACGAGCAAAGAUUGUUUCGAAAACGAGUAUUUGUUCACUUCGUCUUUUUGUUGUAAGAUAUUUGUUUC
Molecule: messenger RNA, 2380 nt
Organism: Bombyx mandarina (wild silkworm)
Lineage: Eukaryota; Metazoa; Arthropoda; Insecta; Lepidoptera; Bombycidae
Source: RefSeq, a predicted model, not a curated record